GAAAAGAAAACUUCACUUUACGUGGGAAAAAUUCCUGAAGGAAUUCCGGAUGACAAAGUGAAGGAAUUACUUGAGAUAUGCGGCACAGUCGUUUCAUGGAAGCGCGUGGAAGAUGUAGAAACCAAAAAGCCGAAAGCAUUUGGAUUUUGUGAGUAUGAGAAGGCUGAACACGUCAUGCGUGCUUUGCGAUUGCUCAAUGGAUAUAAGGUG
Molecule: messenger RNA, 210 nt
Organism: Guillardia theta CCMP2712
Lineage: Eukaryota; Cryptophyceae; Pyrenomonadales; Geminigeraceae
Exons: 3
Molecular function (GO): RNA binding
Source: RefSeq, a predicted model, not a curated record